Nannospalax galili (Upper Galilee mountains blind mole rat) is the source of this 2161-nucleotide messenger RNA. It is a transcript of the gene Zp2, whose product is annotated as zona pellucida glycoprotein 2. Gene Ontology annotation, molecular function: structural constituent of egg coat; acrosin binding. NCBI's taxonomy places the organism in Eukaryota, Metazoa, Chordata, Mammalia, Rodentia, Spalacidae. Gene Ontology annotation, biological process: prevention of polyspermy; binding of sperm to zona pellucida. The transcript is spliced from 18 exons. Gene Ontology annotation, cellular component: egg coat. The coding region runs from base 8 to 2161 and encodes 717 amino acids. The record is from RefSeq and is a predicted model, not a curated record.
UCCUGAGAUGGCUUGCAAGGAGCCGGAAGCGUCUGGGAGUCGCACAAGCUGCUUCAGUAUGGGCUGGAGCACCUGCAGGCUGCUUUCUCUCUUCUUUACCCUGGUGACUUCAGUGAACUCAGUGAGUCUUCCUCAGCUGGUGAAUCCUGCCUUCCCAGGCACUGUCACCUGUGAUGAAAAGGAAGUAACAGUCAAGUUUUCAAGCAAUAAUGACACAGAGAAAUGGCAUCCAUUUGUUGUGGAUGCGUUUGGUAUUGAAAUGCUGAACUGUACUUAUGCCCUGGACACAGAAAAGCUCAUCCUGAAGUUCCCCUAUGAGACCUGUACCAAGAGACUGAUAGGUGGGUACCAGGUGAACAUCAGAGUCAAGGACAACAGUACUGAUGUUGGACAUGAAGAUAGUAUGCAUCAGUUCUUCUGUCCAGCUAUGCAAGUAGAAGAGACCCAUGAGCUUUCAGGAGCCGUGACCUGCAUGAAGGACUUCAUGUCUUUUUCCUUUCCAAACGUUUUCUCUAGAUUUGCUGAUGAUGAUCGGAACAACAUCCCUGAUAUGGGAUGGACAGUUGAGGUUGGCGAUGGUACAAGACCCCACAUUCUAUCCCUGAAGGAUGCCUUAAGACAAGGAUUUAAUCUUCUGAUUGACAGCCAGAAAAUGACCCUACACAUGCCAUUCAAUGCUACUGGAGUAGCUCACUAUGUGCAAGGUAACAGUCAUCUGUACAUGGUGCUCCUGAAGUUUUCAUUUGCAUCUCCUGGGCAGAAGAUCACCUUCUCAUCACAAGCUGUGUGUGCAUCAGAUCUUUCUGUGACUUGUAAUGCCACACAUAUGACCCUCACCAUACCCGAAUUUCCUGGGAGGCUAAAGUCUGUGAGCAUUGGAAAUAGGAACAUCCCUGAGAGCCAACUGCAUGCCAGUGGGAUUGACAGAGAAGCAACAAAUGGCCUGAGAUUGCAUUUCACAAAAACUCUACUGAAAACAAAAUCCUCCGGAAAGUGCCCCCUUGAUCACUUCUACUUACCUUCACUCAAGUUGACCUUUUACUUUCAACUGGAUUUGGUAUCCAUGAUGAUUGAUCCGGAGUGCCAUUGUGAGUCGCCAGUCUCUAUAGUUACAGGUGAGCUGUGUACACAGGAUGGAUUUAUGGAUUUCAAGGUCUACAGCCACCAAACAAAACCUGCUCUGAACCUGGACACACUCACAGUGGGAAACUCAUCCUGCCAGCCUACCUUCAAGGCCCAGUCUCUGGGGUUCGUGCAGUUUCACAUACCCCUCAAUGGAUGUGGAACAAGACAGAAAUUUGAAGGUGAUAGUGUCAUCUAUGAAAACGAAGUACAGGCUCUAUGGAAAAAUCUACCACCAACCAUCAUAUUCAGAGAUAGUGAGUUCAGAAUGACAGUGCGGUGCCACUACAAGAGGGACAGCAUGUUACUCAAUGCUCAUAUCAGAAACCUUCCUCCUCCAGUGGCCUCUUUGAAUUCAGGUCCACUGAUACUGGCCCUACAAACCUACCCAGACAAAUCCUAUCAACGACCUUAUGGGAAGGAUGAAUACCCUCUAGUGAGAUACCUCCGCCAGCCAAUUUACAUGGAAGUGACAGUCUUGAACAGGAAUGAUCCUAGCAUCAAGCUGGUCUUGGAUGACUGCUGGGCAACACUGUCUAUAGACCCAGCCUCUAUCCCCCAGUGGCAUAUUGUCGUGGAUGGCUGUGAAUAUGACCUGGACAACUACCGCACUACCUUCCAUCGAACUGGCUCCUCCAGGACUCAUCCUAAUCACUACCAGCGGUUUGACGUGAAGACCUUUGCCUUUGUGUCAGAAGCUCGGGGGCUCUCUAGCCUGGUCUACUUCCACUGCAGUGCCUUAAUCUGCAACCAAGAUACUCCCGACUCCCCUCUGUGUUCUGUGACUUGCCCUGCAUCAUCAAGGAUUAAACGAGAGGCCACCAAAGAAGACAAAAUGACAGUCAGCCUCCCAGGACCUGUUCUUCUGUUGUCAGAUGACUCUUCACUCAAAGAUGUUGUAGACCCCAAAGGGCAUGAGAUUGCUGAGGAUGCUGUUUUGAAAACAGUGGCUGCUGUAGGUGUGUUGGUGGGUGUGGUGGUGAUUGUAGGUUUCAUUUGUUACCUGCAUAAGAGAAGAACUGCAAGGUUGGAUGACUAA